Messenger RNA from Seminavis robusta, 1425 nucleotides. The record is from the annotation of a GenBank genome assembly. NCBI's taxonomy places the organism in Eukaryota, Bacillariophyta, Bacillariophyceae, Naviculales, Naviculaceae.
GGGAACUUCUUUUGCUUUUCAUAACAUUUACGAAAAGAGAAUGGAUGAAAGUUGAUGAAACACGUUUAAAAAAUGGCAUUAUUGUUAACACUGUUUGCGUUGCUGUUCCUGGCAUUUAUAUUUGUUUUGCCUGCCUCCGCAAGCACUCCUUUCAUCUCCAAAUCACCUUCCCUCGAAGAGCUCUCGAAAUUUUGUUUUGGUUCCAUUGUGCCUUACAAAUACUUGCACUGAGGCAAGAUGAACGACAACCCAGAGGAGCUAGCUGCAGUUGCUGGAGAUGACGUACCCGCGGAGGCUGUCGAGCAAGCCGAUCACCACCAUGACAACGAACAUCAUCAUGCAGUUGAUCUGGAAGAGGAAGAUGACGAGGACGAAGAGGGAGAGUUCGUCAAUCAAGGUGUCCUCAAUACCAGAAUCCUUGGGCCUACGGACCCUCGCCGAAUGCAGCUUUCAAGAGAAGAAAGGGACUGGGCUUUGGAUAUCAAGGACGUGAUUGAAGGCACUCCCGAAAUCAACAAUAUAUCGGACUUCAUGUGUGCUCAGCUUGCCAUCAUCCACCAAGAUGAUAUUGCCACUGCUGUGGAGAGUGCUAGCAAACUGCAAAUUUCAAGGGAAGAAUACGAUAUACGAGAUACAUUGGAAGAUGGAAUUGUCAAACUGCAAAUAUUGCUAGAUUUGAACCCAGGAAACAAUUUAUCCUUUAGCUUCAGUCAUCAAGAAGGAUGUUACGUUCUGGUCUGUGACCUUGGCAAAAUGGACAUGAAUCUUAUGAAAGACAAUCAAAAUGUCUAUAAGUCCCUUGGGGGCGCUUUUUACCAGAAUCAUGCACUUACUCCAGACCUGGAAUCCAUCCGACGAGGAGUUAUCUUUAUACUGGAGUGCGAUGGGUGUACGUGGAUCCCAAGACUUUGUGAAAUGAAGUAUCACGAGAAAUACUGGGCAGAAAUUGGUGGGAUUUAUCCCUUUUGUAUUCGACAGUACAAGUUCUUCCACACACCCAUGUUCUUCAAUAUGAUCAAGUCUUUGGGACGUCCUUUCAUUCCAAAGGAUAUCUACUCAAAGAUGCAGAUCGGAUGCCAAUUUCCUCAUGGCAGGUUGGAUACUGUUUAUCUAGUACCUUCCUGGGAAGCCACAAAGCAGCGCUUUCUGGGGAGAAUGGCUGAGACUCUGAAAUUGCGCUAUGAAAAUGAAAGAAACUUCUCGUUGUCUUGAUUUGAAUUGCCGGUCCAAAACCCUAACGGCAUCCUCUUGCGAAAAAUGGCUCCAUCUAGGUAGGAAGUGGAUAGAGUAUCACGUAGUUUUAAUGGACGAAGUCUUUCUUGUUUAGGCUGCACUUUACUAAACUGCAAUUCUACGGCACUCGCUCGUCAGCUGCUUUUCAUUUUAAUUGACAGCAUAGUACGCAGCCUGGGAUUCCACUACUAG